AUGUCGUGUGAUCCUUCCCCCGUCAGCACAAGGUCUGGAGAGGAUCUCGAGGGUGUCAGCUUUUUGGAGGAAAACAGUGGUGGGGGUGACGGCGAUAGUGUCCUGGGAGGGGACAGCCCGGUCACAGGGCCGCUGGGUGCAGUGCUGCUGGUCAUGUGCCUCACUGGGGUGGUGGGGAACAUCUACACAGUGGUGGUAGCCUCUGGCAGGGUGGCGGGCCGCUCGGCAGGCUCCUUGGGUGUCUAUGUGAUCAACCUUGCCCUGGCUGACCUCCUGUACCUCUCCACCAUCCCCUUUGUGGUCUGCACCUACUUUGCCCACGACUGGUUCUUUGGGGAUGUGGGCUGCAGGCUUUUGCUCAGUCUGGACCUCCUCACCAUGCAUGCCAGCAUCUUCCUCCUGACCGCCAUGAGCCUGGAGAGAUACUGGGCGGUAACCAGACCGCUGCUGGCCAGGCGGGCCAGCAACGCUUACCGCAAGCUGGCCAGCGCUGUCCUCUGGCUCCUCUCGCUCCUGCUUACGGCCCCCAUGAUGGCGAUGACCCAGCU
Messenger RNA from Apaloderma vittatum (bar-tailed trogon), 548 nucleotides. Its product is annotated as urotensin-2 receptor-like. The record is from RefSeq and is a predicted model, not a curated record. Lineage: Eukaryota; Metazoa; Chordata; Aves; Trogoniformes; Trogonidae. The transcript has a single exon. Gene Ontology annotation, biological process: neuropeptide signaling pathway; blood vessel diameter maintenance; regulation of blood pressure. Gene Ontology annotation, cellular component: membrane. The annotation marks the transcript as partial. Gene Ontology annotation, molecular function: urotensin II receptor activity.